CCGGACACUGAGGUCCAGCACCGAGGGCCUUCUGGCGGUUCCCUCGUUGCGAGAAGCCAAGUUGCAGGGAACCAGGCAGAGGGCCUUCUCGGUGGUGGCGCCUGCCCUGUAGAACGCCCUCCCAACAGAUGUCAAAGAGGAAAACAACUACCAGACUUUUAGGAGACUCCCUGGUGCUCGAGUUCCCACUCUGCUGAUCCCUGCUGGUCUCUUCUUCCCCCAAAAGGGGUGUUCGCUUGGCCACUGUAGGAAGAAGAAGCUGGACUAGAAGCCACAUUGGCCAGAUCAGCAGGUCUCUUCUAACAUUUUGUUGUUGUUGUUUAUUCUUUUAGCCAUGUCCGACUCUUCGUGACCCCCUGGACCAGAGCACGCCAGGCACUCCUGUCUUGCACUGCCUCCCGCAGUUUGGUCAAACUCAUGUUGGUAGCUUCGAGAACACUGUCCAACCAUCUCGUCCUCUGUCGCCCCCUUCUCCUUGUGCCCUCCAUCUUUCCCAACAUCAGGGUCUUUUCCAGGGAGUCUUCUCUUCUCAUGAGGUGGCCAAAGUAUUGGAGCCUCGGCUUCAGGAUCUGUCCUUCCAGUGAGCACUCAGGGCUGAUUUCCUUCAGAAUGGAUAGGUUUGAUCUUCUUGCAGUCCAUGGGACUCUCAAGAGUCUCCUCCAGCACCAUAAUUCAGAAGCAUCAAUUCUUCGGCGAUCAGCCUUCUUUAUGGUCCAGCUCUCACUUCCAUACAUCGCUACUGGGAAAACCAUAGCUUUAACUAUACGGACCUUUGUAGGCAAGGUGAUGUCUCUGCUUUUUAAGAUGCUUCUAACAUUUACAAUGCCCCUUUCCGAGUCGACCGCCUGUGAUCGCUGCGUCCUUCCGCUUUCUCAUUUCUAACCUCAUUCUACCACCUUCUCGAGCGUUUUGGUUACAAAGGAGGCUGAGCAUAGGCGCUGAAAGGAGAGAUGUGGUGAGCUGGAUGGAACACCAGCUCUUCCAGCCAGCAGCUUUGGGUGCCCUCAAGGCCUGUGAGCUGAGCUUUGUGCUGCGCUGGGGGCCCAGGUGCAAUGCUCUGUGGUGACUGGGAGGAAAGGAGGCGACGACGGUUCAGUUCCUGCUCUCGCCUUUGCGUUUGACAGUCUGGUAGAGACAGGGAGGGACAGCUCAUCCUCUCUUUGAAAGCAGAGAGACAGCGGUGGAGCAGAGGACCCAGCCAUUGGCCUUCGAGGGACGCUGGCCGAGCAUGAAAUUUGCUGCUUUGAUAACAGCCUGUCUGCGGAUCCUCCUUUGGAGCUCAGUUCAUGCAGGGACCCCACCUGCAGCAAUUCUUUCCUUGGACCCCCAGCACCACAUCUACAUCAGAGAUGAAAAAGUUAUUCUCACUUGUUUGGCUCCAGAUAGUCUGAAGGUGGCAGGAUACACGUUCUUCAAACAACAGCAAGAUCAGACCUUGAAGGAGUUGCCCAAUAGUAGGAUGGGGCCUUAUGAGAUGUUCCGUGUCAAUGAAGGUACUGUUGGGAGUUACAGCUGUGUGUACUGGAUCAUGCUCUCAAGACGGGAAAUCUUUUCUCCACACAGCAACCUUGUCUUUGUAGCCAUGGCAGAUCCCCCUCCUUUUCCGGUGCUGAAAGUGGAUCCUCCGUCUGGAGUGGUGAACGAAGGGGGCUCCCUGCGCCUCACUUGCUUGGCCGAUGGGACCACAACUGAGAAGAGAUUCCAUUUCUUCAAGGAUGGAGCUGAGAUGGCCACGAGUAAUGAAGGAUCCAGAGAACCUGCAAAUACCUCCCCCAACGCCUCAGUGAGCAUCUUACAAGCCAAGGUCAAACACAGUGGAGAAUUUGCUUGCAGUUAUGAGGAAGAAAUUGGUGGCCGAUGGAUUAUGUCUCAAUGGAGCAAGACGGGGAAAGUCGUGGUGUAUCUCCCAGAUCAAGGACCAUAUUCAUCGGCACCAUCAUCACCCACACCAAAUCCAACCCCGUCACUGGGUUAUUUGCGCUCGGCUCCUACAUUCCUGAUUCUGAUGGUCCCGCUCGCUUUCUGUUGAAGGAGAAAGAGGAGUGCUAGAUAACGUUGGGGUUUUCGGGUGUCCCCUUUCGUUCUGCGCAUGACCUGGAAGGUGGUUUCCGAGAUAAAGCAGGGACAGUUUCCAGGACGGGCCCAAAGUCUAUGUCAGCCCUAUCUAUCAUUUGGGGGGGCGGGGGGGGUGUUCCAGAGGAAGGCCUUCUCCAUUCUGGCGCCUGCCAUGGGGG
Zootoca vivipara (common lizard) is the source of this 2234-nucleotide messenger RNA. The record is from RefSeq and is a predicted model, not a curated record. Lineage: Eukaryota; Metazoa; Chordata; Lepidosauria; Squamata; Lacertidae.